CAUCACUUUCUGUCAAAGUAGAAACUUCAACUAUCCAUGUGUCAAAAUUUCCAGUGAAAAUGCUAGCCAGAAAAUUUCUGCGAACAUGACAAAUUUGGUGGUGAGACACCACGAUGCCUUCAACUACCAGCAUCAACAAACCUCCGGAUCCCACGGAUGCGGCCCAGUCCACGGAAGAAGACCAAAAGGAAAAAAAACUCACCGUGUUAGAGUCCCAUGGGUACUAUCUCGGGAAAACCAUCGGAACGGGAUCCUACGCUACUGUAAGAGUUGCACAUUCUGAAAGACACCACGGAAACGUAGCCAUCAAAAUUGUGAGCAAGUUCUCGGCUCCUUCCGAUUAUCUGAAAAAGUUUUUACCGAGGGAGAUUGACGUGGUGAAGGGUCUCAGACAUACGAACUUGAUUAGGUUCCUGCAAGCUAUAGAAACGACACACAGGGUGUACAUUGUUAUGGAGUACGCGGAUAACGGAAGUCUUCUGGAUAUUAUCAGGAAAGACCACUUCAUUGAUGAGGUUAGAAGUAGGAAGUGGUUUAGAGAAUUGGUGAAUGCUGUGGAGUAUUGCCAUGAGAAAGGAGUUGUUCAUAGAGACAUCAAAUGCGAAAACAUGCUGAUGGACACUGGAUGGAAUGUCAAACUAUCCGAUUUCGGCUUUGCUAGAGGAGAACUGAUUUCUAAGAACGGUCAAGUCAUCCUUAGUGAAACGUACUGUGGUAGCUAUGCAUACGCCUCCCCGGAAAUCCUGAGGGGAAUCCCCUACCAACCACAACACGCUGAUGUAUGGUCCAUGGGGGUUGUUCUCUACGCCAUGGUAUUUGGAAAGUUGCCUUUUGAUGACAGUAACUACAGGGAGUUGCUCAAACAGGUUUCCAACAAAGUAGUGUUUCCCAAAGAAGCAAGAGUAUCCACUAGUUGCAAGUCACUAAUAAGCCAGAUUUUGGCCCCUCUCAAAGUUCGAAUCAGAAUCAGUGGUAUAAGGAGAGAUCCAUGGUUCCUAACAGAUGAUGAGGAACCAG
Molecule: messenger RNA, 1017 nt
Organism: Leptinotarsa decemlineata (Colorado potato beetle)
Lineage: Eukaryota; Metazoa; Arthropoda; Insecta; Coleoptera; Chrysomelidae
Product: testis-specific serine/threonine-protein kinase 3
Biological process (GO): protein phosphorylation; intracellular signal transduction; microtubule cytoskeleton organization
Cellular component (GO): cytoplasm
Molecular function (GO): tau-protein kinase activity; ATP binding
Source: RefSeq, a predicted model, not a curated record